This is a messenger RNA of Chelonia mydas (Green sea turtle), 3735 nucleotides long. Its product is annotated as D-beta-hydroxybutyrate dehydrogenase, mitochondrial. NCBI's taxonomy places the organism in Eukaryota, Metazoa, Chordata, Testudines, Cheloniidae. The record is from RefSeq and is a predicted model, not a curated record. Gene Ontology annotation, molecular function: oxidoreductase activity. The coding region runs from base 31 to 1074 and encodes 347 amino acids. The transcript has 5 exons.
CGCCCCGCCCCGCCCGCCGACGCCGCCGCCAUGGUGCGGGCCGCGCCGCCGCUGCUGGCCCUGGCGCUGGGGCUCCUGGUGCUGGCGCUGCCGGGGCUGCCGCUGCCGCCCGGCGGGUCCCCGGCCGCUCUGCUGGGCCUGGGCGGCGCCCUGCUGCUGGGGCUGCUCCGAGCGCUGCUGCCCCGAGCCGCCCGCCCCGUUGACGGGAAGGCAGUGCUAAUAACAGGCUGUGACAAAGGCUUUGGACAUGCCUUGGCAAAGCAGCUGCAUGCACAGGGAUUCACUGUCUUUGCUGGCUGUUUGCUGAUGGGUGAGAAUGGACAUGGCACCAGGGAGCUGGAGAGCAUGAAAUCAGAUCGCAUGAAAGUGCUGCAGCUAAAUGUGUGCAGUGACCAAGAAGUGGCUCAGGCUGUGGAGUUUGUGAAGAACAAUCUGAAGGAGCCGGAGAAAGGUCUCUGGGGCUUGGUGAAUAAUGCUGGAGUAUCAGCCUUCGGAGAGGUGGAAUUCACAAGCAUAGACAAGUACAAGGAGGUGGCUGACGUCAACUUGUGGGGAACUGUCAGAGUGACCAAGGCUUUCCUGCCCCUUGUUCGCAGAGCUAAAGGUCGUGUGGUGAACAUCACCAGCAUGUUAGGGCGGAUGGCCAGCCCUUCCCGCUCCUCCUAUUGCAUUUCCAAGUUUGGCGUGGCAGCCUUCUCUGACUGCCUCCGGCAGGAAAUGUACCGCUGGGGAGUCCGCGUUAUCCUCAUUGAACCCAGCAACUUUGUAGCUGCUACUGGUAUUCUGACGCGUGAGAGCAUCGAAGCCCAAGCAGAGGAGCUGUGGAGAGGAGCCAGCAAAACUGUCCGGGAAGACUAUGGGAAACCCUAUUUCACACGCCAGAUAACCCUGAUGAAGACGUUCAUUAACAGCGGCCUGAAGGACAUGUCACUCGUCCUGAACGACAUCACGGAUGCGCUCACUUCCAAGUACCCUUACACCCGGUACAAUCCCAUGGAGGCCCACUGGCGCGUGAGGCUGCACGUCAUGACUCACCUGCCCACUGCACUUGCAGAUUGGCUGUAUAUUUACUGAGCCACACUUUAAAUAACUGGCCUGACAGCACCCACUCACUGUGUGUAUUCGGAUCUUAAAACUGAUCAGUGGUAGCUAGAGACGGACCGGCUCCAGAACACCACGUCUCUCUGCACGAGGUGGUUUGGGCAGGAUCAGGGCUUCGGCCCACAUCUGUGUUGUGGAACACUGAGAAAAGACAGGGUCUGGCCUCUUCCUAGUCCUCACUCCGUCAUACUCCCUGCUGUUCCAAAGGCAUUUUCCACUGCGCUGAGGAGGAGGCAGGGGAAGGUUUGUUAUAAUGGGACAGAUCUGUUCCUGGUGUAAAGAGGCCAGCUGAGCUCCCUCCAGGAUGGAUUUCUCUCAUUAAUGGGAUCUUGCCAAGGGCAGGUCAGUUGUGGCAAUGCUCGUAGAUAUCUCAAAGAAAAGAGCUAAAAUGGGAAACAAAAGCAGCGUUUUCCAUUAGAUCAGAACUAGGUCAGUCACAACUUCUCUGCUCCCCGUCCUCGUGAUAUUGCUGAGUCACACGGCUCCACAGCCGUCUCUAGGGAUAACAGCAGCAUGACCUCUAAAUGGCUUAAUUGUGCAGGGUCAGGUUAGGAAAAAACUAGACAGCUCCGCAAGUGCAAAAUCUCAGUAGAGAGAGGCCGUCCUCUCCAGGCACUGUAACCAGGGAGCAGACAUGGGCUGGGAGGGAGCAUGUCUAAAGGGGUUUGGACCCUUCCCUGACUCUCUCACUGGCUGCUGGAGUGACAGGCCCUGAGACCAGGCCUUAGAUAGCCCUAGAAAUGCCCCUUCGUGGGCAGACUUUCACCGCUGGAAGACAAACAGGCACUUGGCUUCUGGCCCAGUUUUGGAAUAAAACCACAUUAUUCCCAUUGCUCCCAUCUGGCACAGCUGCUCCUGCCCCUCUGCCCCAAAAGACACCAGUUGUUCCUACUGAGAAUCUCCCACCCAGAUCCACUGCCCUGGGGAUGGGCCGGGCAGAUUGUCACAUCCCGUCCGUUGUGACAGAGUUCAUGGAUCCUGCCGUAGCUUGGCUCACUGGAGCCCAUGGAGAAAGCCAUGCUGACCAAGCCAGCAGCGUGGAGAUUUAUGGGUUAAUAAUCCCUGUCAGGGGCUUGAGCAUCUCAGCUGUGCACCUGGCUGAGCGAAGGCUCUCAUGCAGCUGGGCCUCCUUACUGCUCACUAGAGGGCUGGAUGAGGGCCCUCAGAGGGAGAAGCAAUGGUUUGCUGAUCAAAAGUCAGGACAGGGCUCUCUGGAGAUGGGUGGUGCUUCCUGGGAGCUUGGCUGGCAGUUCAGUGUUGAGGUCGUUAACUCUGUGAAGGGCUGUAGCCAGGGACUGUGCCAUUCAGGUCAGGUUAAACAAGAACCCCUGUAGGAAACAGCAGAGAGGGAUUGUUGUUGUUGCUUAACCCAGGGUGUCCUGUGAGCACUUCCUGAUCAUGCAGCCCCCAGCCCUACUGCUGUCCUGGACCCCCUCUGUGUUGAGAGGGUAGGGAUGCCACGAUCACUGGGUGCUCAGUGUGCUGGGGAAAAUGAGUUGGGGUGGGGGAGGUUCAGUCCAGCUCCCAGUGGGUGGGUGUCCCCAGCACAAAUAGCAUCCUCAUGGCUGGCACUAGCUGGCCCCCCUUUGGCCCUGCCUAGCCUGCCUUCUCAACAACCCCCAGACACCCACACUGAAUAAGAACCAUCCCCACAGGACACUGAAAUGCCUGGAUAGUCUGAGUACAAAGCCUGAGUGGAUGCUGCAAGGGGCACCAUUUCUUUCCUUUUAUUAAUAUUUCACAAUGAAAUGGCAAUAUGACAGUAAGUGUCUCCUCAGAAACCUUCCUAGUAUCUCUGCAGCUAGUGAGAGUAGAUGUGUCUGGUGGCUCGGGGAUGGGGCCUGUUGUUCGUAGCAUCGGGGUGCUUUGUCUUUGCUAGUGCUGGAGUUGCUCAGCACCUCACCCCUUCUCUAAGGAGUGACUGCUUGUAAGACCAUGAACUGACUCCCGGCACUGCUGGUCAGGCUGGGGAUCGAUCGUCCAACUUCAGCACAGGUAUACAGCACACACGCCCCCUGCUGCCGCUGUUUGUUCUGUUUCAAACUGAUGUGAGAUCAAAGUGAAUUUCAAACCAGUUUUCAGAGUAGCAGCCGUGUUAGUCUAUAUUUGCAAAAAGAAAAGGAGGACUUGUGGCACCUUAGAGACUAACAGAUUUAUUUGAGCAUAAGCUUUCGUGAGCUACAGCUCACUUCAUCGGAUGCAUUCAGUGGAAAACCAGUUUGUCACUCAUCCCGACCCUGCCCUCCUACAUGAGUUACAGCAUUUUAUAGGACUCAGAUUGUACCUGUGGCUGGAUUCCAAAUCCAGCUGUAAAUGCUGUUUGAUGUCGUGAAACCUCUUGAGGGUAAGGGAGGCGUCACAUGGAGCUUGUGUGGAGAGGGCAUGUGUUAUAAAUAAGGAUUGGAAACGCUGGGCUGUAGGGCUAUUUUCCAUUGCAGAUCACAAGUGUACAGAGAAUGUCAGGGAUGCAGGAUGCCUGUUACUGGAAAAGAUAAGAUACCCUGGUGUUAAGCUACAGCACUGCACGUCUGCUGUCCUCUGUAUCCUUUGUGUCACCUGCACUGUGAAAUUCUGGGAACACUAAGUACCACUUGAUUACACAGAAGGGAAAAUAAAGGAGAUUUAUAGAGAACA